Molecule: messenger RNA, 5004 nt
Organism: Aegilops tauschii subsp. strangulata
Lineage: Eukaryota; Viridiplantae; Streptophyta; Magnoliopsida; Poales; Poaceae
Product: disease resistance protein RGA5
Biological process (GO): defense response to other organism
Molecular function (GO): ADP binding
Source: RefSeq, a predicted model, not a curated record
GCGACUACGAAGGAUCCCCGCAACGACAGAGAGACAGACAUGGAAAAAAAAAGAGGGGAAAAGAGCACAUCGUACCAGCGACCGGCGGUGAUUCCGGCCCCAACGGGAGGGCUCCGCUGGCAUGCGCUAUCCAUAUCUUCCUUCCUCCCGCUGCUCCCGGAUGCACUCCACAGCCUACCCCCGUCCGCCCGCCACCUGCUCGGCGGUGGGGCGCCCAAGCCUACCUCCACCGCCCCCGCCUCCCUCGUCACCUACGCCCUGACCCUCGCUGUUCUGGAGGCAGCACCGAUCAUCUGCUAAUCGCGGGCAUAAGUGAAUCCGAAGCACGCCCGGACCCUCGCUGUUGCCAUCCGUCUCCUUCCAUUAAUCCUACAUCUCAGUGGUGAUGUCUCGGUCACCGCACGGAAGGUGUUUGACAGAAUGACCAACGCCGAGUCCGCUCCACCUUCAUGGCGGGCACAUUGUGCUGUGCCGAAUUUCCUGGAGAAUGACACCUCGGCCUGCUACAAGAAACAGACCUUGCUUCCGGGAAGCACUCGGGUUACUUGACGAAAUGCGCAGGAGAGAGAAACUGCGGUCGACCGCAACGACGCCGUGUGCGUAACAUAACGACAGACGUACCCACAAAUUUCAGCACAGGACAUAGGCGGUUCAGGAUCCUGAACUUCCCAUUGUUUCAUGACCAAACCAUCAAGGUUGUUGGCAGCCAUCUUAAGGUGCAUUGGGACCCGAGACCCAUUGGGUAUUUUCGGUAUCGAAUGCUUUUGGGUACUGCAUAAGACUAUUUACCACCUGGCAAAUGUCUGCAUGAAGGAGAGAGUGGGGUAAGUGCAUGAGAUGGACUGACCAGCCAACCGAGAGAGAUUUAGAGAAGUGAGAGGUGAGUAAAUGCAGUGAAGCAUGGCUGGUGGCUGCUGGACGGACCAGAUACAUGAGUGCUCCCUUUCUCUCAUUCUCAUCUCAGCCCACUUCUCCAUUACGCUGCCUGGAAUAAGAUCGAUCCAGCUUCUUGUUUGGUGAGCUCAUCCAACCUCCGAGCUCGCCCUUGACACCUGUGGAGUGCAGUGGAACAGCUAGCAAGAACCAUGGAGUUUCCGGACAUUAUUCAGAGCACCAUGCAUCGAAUCCACUGACCUGAUUGAGUGAAGCGUCGUCUUGUCCCCUCACGAAUCUGGCCUCUGGUGCCGCCGCUUUUGCUUCGUUGUCCGACGAGGCCACCGCCGCUGUGUUCUGCUCUGCCGUGAAGCACAAAAAGGGUGUCAGUGGAACAGCAAGCAAGAACUGUGGAGUUUCCACUCAUUCAGAGCACGAUGCCUCAAAUCCACUGACCCGUCUUAUUACUCUGCGCUGCCUGAUUAUAAACUCUUCCUCUUCCAGAUCGAGUGAAGCCGACACUGCUGUGUUGCCGACGCUUCCGCUUCGUGAAGGAAGUGGAUCCUCCAACGUGAAGGAGAGAAGUCAGGCUUAAUCAUAUGGAUGUGAAGGAGGCAAAAGUUACGGCACUGUAGCUUACCUGAUUUCUCUCCUUCAUGUUAGAGGAUCCAGAUCGGUACCCUCUGCCUUGACCAUCCAAAGAGGGCCAGCCGCUGUGCUCUGCUCUGCUGUGAAGCACCAAAGGCGGGCUUGGUCCAGAUCUAGCUAAGUUCUAGUUUGCAACUCAGUUGCAUUACAGCUCCUCACAUUCAUCGAUUUGCAGAUAAAGAGAGCUGCUCAUGGAGGUCGUCACGGGUGCCAUGGGCAGCCUGCUCCCCAAGCUGGGCGAGAUGCUCAUGGAUGAGUACAACCUGCACAAGCGUGUCAAGAAAGACAUCCGCUUUCUCUCCAGGGAGCUUGAGAGCAUGCACGCUGCCCUCAUCAAGGUUGGUGAGGUGCCACAGGACCAGCUCGACAGACAAGUCAAGCUCUGGGCCGACGAGGUCAGAGAGCUCUCCUACAACAUGGAGGAUGUCGUCGACAAGUUCCUCGUACGUGUUGACGGCAUUCAGCCUCACGACGAUGGUAGCAGAUUCAAGGGGCUCAUGAAGAGGAUGAUCGGCGUGUUCAAGAAGGGCAAGAAUCACCAUCGAAUAGCUGACGCCAUCAGGGAAAUCAAGGAUCAACUCAAGGAGGUGGCUGCUAGGCGUGACAGAAACAAGCUUGAUGAUAUGGCUCCUAAUCCUGUGGAAGCAGUUCCUAUCGAUCCUCGUCUUCGGGCUUUGUACACAGAAGCUACAGAGCUUGUUGGCAUCUAUGGGAAGAGGGAUCAGGACCUCAUGAGUUUGCUCUCCUUGGAGGGCGACGAUGCCUCUAACAAGAAACUGAAGAAGGUCUCCAUUGUUGGAUUUGGAGGGUUGGGCAAAACCACUCUCGCUAAAGCAGUAUACGACAAGAUUAAAAGUGAUUUCGGUUGCCGGGCAUUUAUUCCGGCCGGUCAGAACCCUGACAUCAAAAAGGUUUUUCGGGAUAUUCUCAUUGAACUCGGCAACCCUCAUUCAGAUCUUGCGAUAAUGGAUGAAAAGCAGCUCAUCGAUAAGCUUCGAGAAUUCCUUGAGAACAAGAGGUAUCUCGUCGUAAUUGAUGAUAUAUGGGAAGAAAAAUUGUGGGAAGGUAUCAACUUUGCUUUCUCCAAUAGUAAUAAUCUAGGCAGUCGGCUAAUCACCACAACCCGCAUUGUCAGUGUCUCCAAUUCAUGUUGCUCGUCCGCCGAUGAUUCCGUUUAUCAAAUGAAACCUCUUUCUACUGAUGACUCCAGAAUGCUCUUCCAUAAAAGAAUAUUUCCGGACGAUAGUAGAUGUCAAAAUGAAUUUGAACAAGUGUCUAAAGACAUAUUGAAGAAAUGUGGUGGAGUACCACUAGCCAUCAUUACUAUUGCUAGUGCUUUGGCUAGUGGCCAGCAGGUGAAACCAAAGUGUGAGUGGGAUAUUCUGCUCCAGUCCCUUGGCUCUGGACUAACAGAAGAUAAUAGUUUAGAGGAAAUGCGGAGAAUACUAUCUUUCAGCUAUUAUAAUCUACCCUCUCAUCUGAAAACUUGUCUAUUGUACCUAUGUAUAUAUCCAGAAGAUAGCAAGAUUGAUAGAGAUAGACUGAUAUGGAAGUGGGUGGCCGAAGGAUUUGUCCACCAUGGAGAUCAAGGGACUAGCCUGUUUUUGGUCGGAUUAAACUACUUCAACCAGCUCAUUAAUAGAAGUAUGAUCCAGCCAAUAUAUGAUUAUAAAGGCCAGGUAUAUGCUUGCCGUGUACAUGAUAUGGUUCUGGACCUUAUCUGCAACUUGUCACAUGAAGCAAAGUUUGCGAAGUUAUUGGAUGGUACUGGGGAUAGCAUGCCUUUACAUGGCAAUGUUCGUCGUUUGUCCCUUCAAGAUAGAAAUAAAGAUGAUCAAGGCACACCUCUCAGAAAUUUCACGGGUAUAUCACAAGUGAGGUCCAUUACUGUCUUUACAUCUGCUAUUAAUAUCAUGCCAGCCCUGUCAAGGUUUGAAGUUCUGCGUGUACUUGAUUUGUCGGGCUGUAAUCUUGGAAAAAGUAGCAGCGAGCAACUUAACCUAAAGGGUGUUGGACACUUAAUUCACCUGAGGUACCUUGGUCUAUUAGGUACCAAAAUCAGUAAGCUCCCGGCUGAGAUAGGAAACCUGCAGUUUUUGGAGGUGUUGGAUAUUGGAAGCAAUUUUGAGCUACAUGAAUUGCCGUCCACUGUUUGGAAUUUGAGAAGAUUGAUGUACUUAAAUGUUUUUCCCUGUAAGUUGGUUCCAGCUGGUGUGUUGCAGAAUCUGACAUCAAUUGAAGUGUUGAGGGGGAUCUUGGUCUCUCUAAACAUUAUUGCGCAAGAGCUUGGCAACCUGGCAAAGCUGAGGGAGCUUGAGAUUCGGUUCAAGGAUGGUAGUUUGGAUUGGUAUGAAGGUUUUGUGAAGUCUCUGUGCAACCUACAUCAUAUCGAAAGCCUAAUUGUUAGUUGGAAUACAAAAGAAACAUCUUUUGAACCGAUGGAUCUCUUGGGAGAACGCUGGGUGCCUCCUGUACAUCUCCGAAAAUUUGAGUCGUGGAUGCCCAGCCAACUCUCUGCACUGCGAGGGUGGAUAAAGAGAGACCCCUCGCAUCUCUCAAACCUCUCCAAGUUAAUCCUCGGGUCAGUGAAGGAAGUGCAGCAGGAGGACGUGGAAAUCAUUGGGGGGUUGCUGUCCCUUCGCCAUCUCUGGAUAAAGAGCACCCACCAAACACAACGGCUGCUAGUCAUCCGUGCAGAUGGGUUCCGCUGUAUGGUAGACUUUGGCUUGGAUUGUGGAUCAGCAGCGCAAAUAAUGUUUGAACCAGGAGCUUUGCCGAGGGCGGAAAAAGUUGAUUUCAGCCUUGGCGUGCGGGUGGCGAAAGAGGAUGGUAACUGUGGUUUUGAUGUGGGCCUGCAGGGGAACCUGCUCUCCCUUCGGUGGUAUGUCAAGGUUUGGUUGUAUUGUGGUGGAGCGAGGGUUGGGGAGGCAAAGCAAGCGGAGGCUGCGGUGAGGCACGCCCUCGACGCCCAUCCUCGGAUUCAUAUUGCUAUGGAGCCACGUAUAGCAAAAGAUGCUCAUGACGACGAUUUGUGUGAGGACGUGGAGAACUAAUUUCUGAUGCAGAGCGACUCACAUUGCAUCAGAUGUGCUCUCAGGUAGCAGGGGCACGGGACGGUGGGGUUACUGCUGGUGGCAUCAGAGAUGAAUGUUUCACAAACAUUUUGGGUGGGCGCUGGCCGUGCAAAGGUUUCGAACUUUGCUGGAAGUUGUGUGAUGAACUUCUUUUAAAUGGCAGUCACUUGCAGAUUGCUUGGUUUUGUAAUGAAUAAGUAAGGGUGUUGGGGUGAAUUGGUCCUUACAAGGAUAGCUUUGCUUUGCUUUACUUGAGGGCCAUCGUUGCUCCUCUGUUUUGCAUGUUGUUGUCACAUGGGAGGGCUAGCCCAUGGCAUGCUGGUGUUUUUUGUUUUUAAGCUGAACUGGAUAAACCUGAGGGUGUAUUAUCAGUUUCGUGAUGAAUGAAAUCUGAGCUCUUUAAUUCAAA